AGUAGCAGGCUUGACUCUUUAUCUGCCACCCAAUUUCUUUUUGUAACACAACUCAGCCAAAUUGUAAUGGAGAUUUGAACCGAUAGAGUGACACCUUAAUUACCCGGAAUGAACAUUUGCAACACUCCAUUUCUGAGGAGACCUAACUGACAUGAGAAUCUGGUAAUAUUGAAGAUUAAUUCAAGAAAACAACUCUUAGAGUGGGCCCUGAGAUCAGCAUGGAUCCAAACAAAAUGCUGACUCCUUUGACUUCUCCGUCUAACUCUUUCUCUUCACUUGAACCUAGAACUAUCUUCAUCUCUUCUUCUAUGCAUCCUACGUCUUCACACACAUCUAUAACUUCCCUUAUGUCUCCCCAAGACCUUUCCCCUGCCUCUUCUUCUAUAACUAUCCCCAUAUAUAAGCCUGUUACUAAACUCCCUCCAACUGCCUCUAAAUCUGCACCUGUAUUCCCAACUACAGAAACACCUGUACCAACUGCUAAAUAUUCAUAUCACUGCAACUUGAUCUCUAAAAAUUCAUAUCACUCCAACUUGACACCUAUCUCAGAAUAUCCCCCUGUCUGUGCAGCCACUGUACCUAUACCUACAGGUAUAUCGACAUUUACUUGUGUACCUACCCGUAGGUAUCCCUCUAACUGUAACUCUACCUAUACCAUGUCAUCUGCACCUACCCCAAAACCUACUCCUCUUUGUACAUCCCCUACAUUGACAACUCCACUUACACCUGAAACUCCAGUUAGCCCCAAAUCGACUCCACCUAUAUCUCCAAUUCCAUCUAAUUCUGCACUUCUUAAUAAGGAUCACUCUAAUUUGAUCUGUAGCUCUACCUCAGCAUCUACACUCUCUCCCAAAUUGGAUCCUAUCUCUAUACCCUUGACAACUACACAUAAAUCCACCUGUCCACUUUUCCCUGGGAUUCCCUUUAAUUGUACCUGUGCUGCUACCUCGACAUCUUCACUCUUGCCCAAAUCUAAUCCACCUACAUCUAGGUCUACAUCUACCAGUGUAUUAUCUCCUGGGAAUUCCUCUAACUGUAUCAGUAGCUCUACCUCGACCUCUACACUUAGUCCCAAAUUGAAUCCAACUAUAUCCAGAGCUACCUCUUGUGUCUUAUUCCCUGGCUAUUCCUCUAAUUGUAUCUGUAACUCCACCUCAACCUCUACCCUUAGCCCCAAAUCUCCUCCUACACCCAAAUCUACAUCUAUCUCUGCCUUACUCCCUAAUUAUCCCUCUAACUGUAUCUGUAACUCCACCUCAACCUCCACACUUAGCCCCGAAUCUCCUCCUAUAUCCAAAGGUACAUUUACCUGUGCCUUACUCAAGGAUUAUCCCUCUAACUGUAUCUGUAACUCCACCUCGACAUCAUCCCUUAGUCCCAAGUCUCCUCCUACAUCCAAAGCUACAUCUACCUGUGCCUUACUUUCUGGUUAUCCCUCUAAUUGUGUCUGUAACUCUACUUCAACCUCAACUCUUAGCCCCAAAUCUCCUCCUACAUCCAAAUCUACAUCUACCUGUGCCUUACUCAAGGAUUAUCCCUCUAACUGUAACUGUAACUCUACCUCGACCUCUACUCUUAGCUCCAAAUCUCCUCCUAUAUCCAAAGCUAUGUCUAUCUGUGCUUUACUCCCUGAUUAUCCUCCUAAUUGUGUCUGUAACUCUACCUCAACAUCAUCCUUUAGUCCUAAAUCCCCCUCUAAUAUCCACAGGUACAUCUACCUGUGCAUUAUCCCUUGGGAAUUCCUCUAAUUGUAUCACUAGCUCUACUUCGACAUCUACACUUAGCCCCAAAUCUCCUCCUACCUCAACAUCCUCUAAAUCCACAUCUAAAUUUCACUGUGUACUUUUCCCUAAGGAUUCUUCUCAUCUUACCUCUGUGGCUACCUCAACAUCUAUAAUCUACUCAAAAUCUAAUCUACCGAUAGCCACAUCUACAUCUCCCUGUUCUUAUUCCUCUAGUGGUAUCUCAAACUCAAAAUAUUCACCUAUCUCUGCAUCAUCUAAAAACAUAGCUACCUCUACACCUAUGUCUAUACCUGAGUGUAAAUCUGUAGGUACUUCAAUAUCUAUACCUAUGCAGAAACAUACUCCUAUCUCUACAUCUCCCCCUAAAUGUACACAUAUGUUGACAUCUGAGCCUAUACCUAUACCUAAGUGUACAUCUGUGGCUACCUCUACAGCUACACCUAUUUACACAUCUAGGAUUCCAGCUCAAGCCACUUCUACAUCACAAUCUAAAUCUAAAUCUAUACCAUCUAUCUUUUUACGUCUCUUUCCAUACAGCUUUACAUCAUCCCCUGCUCCUACCUCAAACCCUGAAACACCUUCACUCACCUCUGAAGAACCAUAGACACCUAACUUUCCGCAUGAAUUCAUGUCUCUCUCAACAUCUGUUUGAACAACUAUAUCUAUAUCUAUUUACACUUUCUACCUCUAUGGUCUAUGCUAAAGCUCCAGGGUCAUGCCAACUCUGCAAAAUGCUGAAAGGGGCUGGGUAUAAAGGAAAUAAAGCAAAACAGACCCAGUGCACACAGUUGGACUUUUAGCAAGAAUCAGUGAAACACACAGAAAUGACACCCCCGAAAUAUGUUGGAUUUUGUUGGGGCAUCUCAGCCUCCUCUUGGGUGUUCUCCUCUGGACUAUGGUUUUAGGCUUCAUUAUUGCUUUGCAUUUACAUGGUGGGCAUUUGGUUUGGCUCCUCAACACUUCUCCUGCCCUCAAAAACCUCAGUUCCUCUCUAGAAUGGUCUCUGUCAUUUGCUUUCACCAUGAGAUACUUAAAAAUUUGGAUGCCCUUCCUUGUGGAGAGCUUGAACCUCAGUUCCUAUUGGACCUGGCUACUGCAAGAAUCUGUUGGUCCCUUCAUACUAUAUACCUGGACUUCACUUAACUGUGAGUGGACAUCCCCAAGAAUGAUCAAGGCUUCUACAUACUACAUCUACUAAAGGCAGAGAAGUAGACAUGUUUAUGAGUGAUAGGGAAGCAGCUGAUUGACAAGGACAGAUUGAAGAUAUUUGAAAGAGUGGGGAUGACAGAAGAGGCAAUCUGCUAGAGAAUAUGGGAAGGAAUGGGGUGAUUUGUCCACGCAGAAGGGUUUGCCUUGGUAAGAAGAAUGGUUAUCUUCCAUGUGAGAUGGUUGAAGGAGGAAAUAGUGGAAGAAGAAAUCUUGCUGAUAUAAGAUGAGGAGUAAAAGAGAAGAGAAUGCUUCUUGAUGAUAUAAUUCCAAUUUGUAUGGAAAGAAUGAGUUAUUUAAAGAGACAAGAGGAACUAUCACCUCAGAUUAAAAGAAAAAUAAACACAUAGGGAGGAUAGAAGAAAGAGCAGGUAAAAGAGGAUGAAUAUCCAAACAUGUUCAUAGAUCUCUAAGAACGCUGUCAGGAGCACUAACGUUCAAAAUGAAUUGCACUUAUCAAAAACACUUGAUACCUUCAAAAAAGGAGAUUUCUUUUUAGUUGGAGAAAAAGAAGAACCAAAGAGAAGAGAAAAAAAAAACAACUAGUCCCAGUAGAUGGGAUGUUCAGUGAUGGAGAAAAAGGUGAUACAUAGAACAAAGGAAUAAUGAGGACUAAGCUCAAUAACCUGAAUGUUCCUGAUCACCGGGUCAUCAGAGUUCUAUAGGAGAAGAACUCAUAUUGAAUCCCAUCAACGGUGUAUCAUUACUUUGCACUGGAACCUUGGGAUUAAAGGCAAGUUCCCUGAUAUCCUACCCUGCUCCAACCCUAUGUGUGAGUCUGUGUGAUCUAAUGACAUGGGACACACAACUGGCUCUGGAUAGGGUUUCCCUGUCUUUAUCUCUGGGGCAGUGGAGUUUCUUUGAAAAGCAUCGCUUAUACCUCUAUGCUGUUGUUACAGACUAUGAACUGCUUGAGGUACAAGGCUGAUGUUUCUC
Phascolarctos cinereus (koala) is the source of this 3887-nucleotide messenger RNA. The record is from RefSeq and is a predicted model, not a curated record. NCBI's taxonomy places the organism in Eukaryota, Metazoa, Chordata, Mammalia, Diprotodontia, Phascolarctidae.